ACCCUGCCCGGCUUCGUGGCCUCGCCGCAGAGCCUGCCUGGCAGCUACACGCCACCGCCCUUCCUGAACUCUCCGGCAGUGACCCAUGCGCUGCAGCCACUGGGGGCCAUGGGGCCACCGCCACCUUACCAGUGCGGGGCCUCCUUUGUGGACAAGUUCCCCUUGGACGAGGCAGACCCGCGCAACACCAGCAUUGCCGCCUUGCGGAUGAAGGCCAAGGAGCACAUCCAGUCCAUCGGCAAACCCUGGCAGACAAUCUGA
Molecule: messenger RNA, 261 nt
Organism: Balearica regulorum gibbericeps (East African grey crowned-crane)
Lineage: Eukaryota; Metazoa; Chordata; Aves; Gruiformes; Gruidae
Source: RefSeq, a predicted model, not a curated record